This is a messenger RNA of Populus trichocarpa (black cottonwood), 5473 nucleotides long. RefSeq names its product ferredoxin-dependent glutamate synthase 1, chloroplastic/mitochondrial. NCBI's taxonomy places the organism in Eukaryota, Viridiplantae, Streptophyta, Magnoliopsida, Malpighiales, Salicaceae. The record is from RefSeq and is a predicted model, not a curated record. Gene Ontology annotation, molecular function: glutamate synthase (NADH) activity. Gene Ontology annotation, biological process: ammonia assimilation cycle. The transcript has 33 exons. Bases 215 to 5077 code for a protein of 1620 amino acids.
GCAGAGUGUUAAGUAGACAUAGACGCCAGAGAGAGUGAGAAGUGAAAGAGAAGAGGAGCGGGUGGUUCCGGUCCUUUAUCUUCUUUAUCCACCUCUUACAAAAACCUUCCUCUUUUCUUCUUCUCCUCCACACGAUUCUCCAACCCACAAAAAUCUCAAAAAUAUAUAAAAAAGAAACAUUCUCUCGCUCGCUCGCUCACUGACUGACUGACUCAUGGCUUCUCUUCAAUCACCAGUAGUCUCCCCGAUUCCGCAACUCGUCAAUGCUACAAGACCGAACUCACUCAAUAAGAAUUUGUUAUUUGUUGAUUUCGUUGGACUCUACUGUAAAUCGAAGAGAACUAGAAGGAGAAUAGGACUUUCUUCGAGUUUCUCUCGAUUUUCAAUUAAAAAGAACUCCAGUCCGGUCCACGCCAUUCUCAGUGUUGACCGUCAAAACAUCUCUCCGCAGUAUCCUCCUCCUCCUGAUUUGAAACCGCAGGUAGCAAACUUGGAGGAUAUAAUAUCAGAAAGAGGAGCAUGUGGAGUUGGAUUUAUUGCGAAUUUGGAAAACAAGCCGUCCCAUGCGAUUGUCAAGGAUGCACUUACGGCUCUUGGUUGUAUGGAACAUCGUGGAGGCUGUGGAGCAGAUAAUGACUCUGGUGAUGGUUCAGGACUGAUGACUUCGAUUCCGUGGGAGUUAUUUGAUAAAUGGGCUGAGAGUGAAGGGAUUGGUUCUUUUGAUAAGUCGCAUACUGGUGUUGGGAUGGUUUUUUUCCCUAAAGAUGAUAACCUCGUGAAAGAAGCCAAAAAAGCAAUUGUAAAUAUUUUUGAACAAGAGGGCCUUGAGGUGCUUGGAUGGAGGUCCGUUCCUGUAAAUACGUCCGUAGUUGGUUUUUAUGCAAAAGAAACCAUGCCCAACAUCCAACAAGUAUUUGUUAAAGUUAUUAAAGAAGAGAAUGUUGACGACAUUGAACGUGAACUGUAUAUCUGCCGGAAGCUGAUUGAAAGGGCGGCGAACUCAGCAAAUUGGGGGAAUGAGCUUUAUUUCUGCUCUUUGUCUAAUCAAACAAUUGUUUAUAAGGGAAUGCUUCGUUCUGAAGUUCUUGGGAUGUUUUAUUCUGACCUUCAGAAUGAUAUCUACAAAUCACCUUUCGCUAUUUAUCAUCGAAGGUAUAGCACAAAUACUAGUCCCAGAUGGCCUCUUGCUCAACCAAUGCGGUUUCUUGGUCAUAAUGGAGAGAUUAACACCAUACAGGGUAACCUGAAUUGGAUGCAAUCUCGAGAAACCUCAUUGAAAUCUUCGGUUUGGCAUGGUCGUGAAAAUGAAAUUCGUCCUUAUGGGAACCCAAAGGCAUCAGAUUCAGCAAAUCUUGACAGUGCAGCCGAACUGUUAAUAAGGAGUGGACGCGCUCCUGAGGAGGCUUUGAUGAUUCUUGUCCCUGAGGCAUAUAAAAAUCAUCCAACUCUGACAAUCAAAUAUCCUGAGGUUGUAGAUUUUUAUGAUUAUUACAAGGGUCAGAUGGAAGCUUGGGAUGGACCUGCUUUACUCUUAUUCAGUGAUGGAAAGACAGUUGGGGCUUGUCUCGAUAGGAAUGGACUCCGUCCUGCUAGAUAUUGGCGGACAGUGGACAAUUUUGUAUAUGUUGCAUCUGAGGUUGGGGUUGUACCAAUGGAUGAAUCAAAAGUAACGAUGAAAGGCCGUCUAGGUCCCGGAAUGAUGAUAGCUGUAGAUUUGCCUGGUGGCCAGGUUUAUGAGAACACCGAAGUAAAAAAGCGAGUAGCACUGUUAAAUCCAUACGGAAAAUGGGUCAAGGAAAACCUGCGAUCCUUGAAGCCUGCAAACUUCCUCUCCGCAACAGUUAUGGACAAUGAAGUAACUUUAAACCGCCAACAGGCAUUCGGCUACUCCAGCGAGGAUGUCCAAAUGGUUAUUGAGAAUAUGGCUUCGCAAGGGAAGGAGCCUACAUUUUGCAUGGGAGAUGAUAUUCCACUGGCGAUAUUGUCUCAAAAGCCGCAUAUGCUUUAUGACUAUUUUAAACAACGGUUUGCACAGGUUACAAAUCCAGCUAUAGACCCUCUCAGAGAAGGAUUAGUUAUGUCUCUUGAAGUCAAUAUUGGAAAGCGAAGAAACAUCUUGGAAGUUGGACCAGAAAAUGCUUCACAGGUUAUCUUGUCUAGUCCUGUACUAAAUGAAGGAGAGCUUGAAUUGUUACUGAAGGAUCCCUACUUAAAACCUCAAGUUUUACCAACCUUUUUUGAUAUACGCAAAGGGGUUGAGGGUUCUUUGGAGAAAACAUUAAUUAAGCUUUGUGAGGCAGCUGAUGAAGCUGUUAGAAAUGGUUCCCAAUUACUUGUUCUCUCCGACCGAUCUGAUGAGCUGGAACCCACUCGGCCUGCAAUUCCAAUUCUUCUUGCUGUUGGUGCUGUUCAUCAGCAUCUUAUUCAGAAUGGUUUGCGAAUGUCAACUUCAAUUGUAGCUGACACUGCUCAGUGCUUUAGCACUCAUCAGUUUGCCUGUUUGAUUGGAUAUGGUGCUAGUGCAAUAUGUCCGUACUUGGCACUGGAAACAUGUCGGCAGUGGCGCCUGAAUAAAAGAACUGUGAAUCUGAUGAUGAAUGGCAAGAUGCCUACUGUAACAAUUGAACAAGCUCAAAAGAAUUUUUGCAAGGCAGUUAAAUCUGGUCUUCUCAAAAUUCUUUCUAAGAUGGGCAUCUCAUUGCUUUCAAGUUAUUGUGGUGCGCAGAUAUUUGAGAUUUAUGGAUUGGGGAAGGAGAUUGUUGAUCUAGCAUUCUGUGGCAGUGUUUCAAAUAUUGGUGGAGCAACUUUUGAUGAGUUGGCAAGGGAGACGUUGUCUUUCUGGGUGAAAGCUUUCUCCCAGGCUACAGCUAAAAGACUGGAAAAUUAUGGAUUUAUACAAUUCAGACCUGGAGGGGAAUAUCAUGGAAACAAUCCAGAGAUGUCAAAGCUGCUUCACAAAGCUGUUCGCCAAAAGAGUGAAAAUGCAUUUUCUAUUUAUCAGCAGCAUUUGUCUAACCGGCCUGUGAAUGUUCUUCGUGAUCUUCUUGAGUUCAAAAGUGAUCGUGCUCCAAUACCCGUGGGAAAGGUUGAACCUGCCACAUCUAUUGUUCAACGGUUUUGCACUGGUGGGAUGUCGCUUGGAGCUAUUUCUAGAGAAACUCAUGAAGCAAUUGCCAUUGCUAUGAACAGAUUAGGUGGAAAAUCUAAUUCAGGGGAAGGUGGUGAGGAUCCUAUUCGCUGGAGCCCACUUACUGAUGUUGUUGAUGGGUACUCUCCUACGUUACCACAUCUUAAAGGUCUUCAAAAUGGUGAUACUGCUACCAGCGCUAUUAAACAGGUUGCUUCAGGACGUUUUGGUGUCACUCCAACAUUCUUGGUCAAUGCUGAUCAGUUAGAAAUCAAAAUUGCACAAGGUGCCAAGCCUGGUGAAGGUGGCCAGUUGCCCGGGAAGAAAGUCAGUGCAUACAUUGCAAGGCUGAGAAAUUCAAAACCUGGGGUUCCGCUUAUAUCUCCACCCCCACACCAUGACAUUUAUUCCAUUGAAGAUCUUGCGCAAUUGAUCUAUGACCUUCAUCAGGUCAAUCCUAAGGCUAAGGUUUCUGUAAAGCUUGUGGCAGAAGCUGGUAUUGGCACAGUUGCAUCUGGGGUAGCAAAGGGUAAUGCUGAUAUUAUACAGAUAUCAGGGCAUGAUGGUGGAACUGGAGCUAGCCCCAUAAGUUCCAUUAAGCAUGCUGGUGGACCUUGGGAACUUGGACUCACAGAAUCCCAUCAGACUCUCAUUGAGAAUGGGCUCAGAGAAAGAGUGAUCCUUAGGGUUGAUGGGGGCUUCAAAAGCGGAGUUGAUGUCAUGAUGGCUGCAGUAAUGGGUGCCGAUGAGUAUGGAUUUGGUUCCGUUGCAAUGAUUGCUACGGGAUGUGUAAUGGCCCGCAUUUGUCACACUAAUAACUGCCCUGUUGGUGUUGCCAGCCAGAGAGAAGAACUACGUGCUCGGUUUCCUGGCAUCCCUGGUGAUCUUGUUAAUUUCUUUUUAUAUGUUGCUGAGGAGAUAAGAGGCAUGCUGGCACAAUUGGGUUAUCAGAAGUUAGAUGAUAUCAUUGGGCAUACAGAUUUGUUAAGACCACGAGAUAUAUCUCUUGUCAAAACUCAGCAUCUUGAUCUCAGUUGUAUCAUGUCGAGUGUAGGCUUACCAAAACUGAGAAGUACUGAUAUCAGGAAUCAAGAUGUUCACACCAAUGGUCCUGUUUUAGAUGAUGUUGUUCUAGCAGAUCCAGAGAUUCUAGAUGCUAUUAAUAAUGAAAAAGUUGUCAAUAAAACCAUAAAAAUAUACAAUGUGGACCGGGCUGUUUGUGGGCGUAUAGCUGGUGUGGUUGCAAAGAAAUAUGGCGACACUGGUUUUGCUGGGCAGCUGAACAUAACGUUUACCGGGAGUGCAGGGCAGUCGUUUGCAUGCUUUUUGACACCUGGAAUGAACAUUCGCCUAAUAGGAGAGGCUAAUGAUUACGUGGGGAAGGGUAUGGCUGGAGGAGAAUUGGUCGUAACUCCUGUGGAGAACACUGGAUUUGUUCCUGAGGAUGCAGCUAUUGUCGGGAAUACUUGCUUGUAUGGGGCUACAGGUGGCCAAGUAUUUGUCAGAGGGAAAGCUGGGGAGCGGUUUGCUGUCAGAAACUCACUUGCUCAAGCUGUAGUUGAAGGCACUGGAGACCAUUGUUGUGAAUACAUGACUGGUGGUUGUGUGGUGGUACUUGGAAAAGUGGGUAGGAAUGUAGCUGCUGGGAUGACUGGAGGUUUGGCUUACAUUCUUGAUGAGGAUGACACUUUGAUGCCCAAGGUAAAUAAAGAGAUAGUGAAGGUCCAAAGAGUAACUGCAUCUGUUGGCCAGAUGCAGCUAAAGAGCCUUAUUGAAGCUCACGUUGAAAAAACCGGGAGCAGCAAAGGCGCAGCUAUCCUGAAGGAGUGGGACACAAAUCUACCACUCUUUUGGCAGCUAGUACCACCCAGUGAAGAAGACACCCCAGAGGCUUGUGCAGCAUACGAGGCAAACAGUGCUGGGCAAGUGACAUCAUUGCAAUCUGCAUAAGAUAGCUCUGCGAGAAAACUCUGGAGGCCGGCCAAUAAAACCCGAAUUUGCAACCCCAACCUGUACAGAUCAAAUAUAAACAAGAUGAACUCUUGACUUGGAAUUCUCCACAUAUUUAUAGGGGAUCCCCGGAAUGCUUGGUAUCCUUGGCGAUGAAGGUUUUGUAAUCGAAGAAAGAUUAACAUCACCCAAGAGCAUCCCAGACAUCCAUUUUCGAGCAUCCAGGUUCCACAUUGUUGCAGAAAUUGUAUAGUGAUUUGUGGCAGAAAAUGUAAAUUCAAGUUAAAAGUUUUUUCACCAUUGUCAAGAUUCUGAUACUUGGCAAUAGAACGUUUGAUUUCAUUUCGCUGGUCAUUGUUUUCUCAAAGUUCAUGAUAAUGAAUUUCCUUUUUUUCC